This is a messenger RNA of Chinchilla lanigera (long-tailed chinchilla), 1896 nucleotides long. RefSeq names its product vomeronasal type-2 receptor 116-like. Gene Ontology annotation, cellular component: membrane. The record is from RefSeq and is a predicted model, not a curated record. The annotation marks the transcript as partial. The transcript is spliced from 7 exons. NCBI's taxonomy places the organism in Eukaryota, Metazoa, Chordata, Mammalia, Rodentia, Chinchillidae. Gene Ontology annotation, molecular function: G protein-coupled receptor activity. Gene Ontology annotation, biological process: G protein-coupled receptor signaling pathway.
AUGCAGCAGAAGAGGCCCAAUGUCUUCUAUGCAACUUGGGAGUCAGCGGGUGGGCAGGAAAUAGCCAAUGUCUUCAGUGAUGCUGGUCAAGGAGGAGGCUCUGUCCAGGCUUUCUUCCAGAUGAUGUUCCAUGGAGUGCAGAAGAGUACUUCUGAUCACACAUUCUCCUCUGUUCUGAAAUCAGUGUUUACUUCCAUCUUUGACAGGGCAGCUAUUGCUAUCCUGUCAGAGUUUAUAAGGCUGACGCCCAGCAACUACCAGAACUACCUGGCCUUUGCUUUUGCCAUAGAAGAGAUCAAUAGGAAUCCUCAUCUUUUACCCAACAUUUCUCUGGGCUAUGAGUUCCAUAAUUUCAUUAGCAGUCAUUGGAUGAUGCUAGAAAAUUCCUUCAUUCUGCUCACAGGACAGCAUGAAAUCCCUAAUUACACGUGUAAGACAGAAAGCAAAUGUGUGGCAGUACUGACGGAAAUGCCAUGGGAUACCUCGGCUCAGAUUGGACCACUGCUGGAACUCUACAAAUGUCCACAGGUCACUUUUGGCUCAUUUGAUCCUACACUGACUGACAGUGGCCAGUAUCUUUCUGUCUAUCAGGUGGCCCCAAAGGACACAUAUUUGGCCCUUGGCAUGGUGUCCUUGAUGCUUCAUUUCCACUGGACCUGGGUGGGCCUGCUCAUCACAGAAGGCCAGAAGGGUCUUCAGUUUCUGUCAGAUGUAAGGGCUGAGAUGGACAGGAACAGAGUCUGUGUAGCCUUUGUGAAAAUGAUCUCAACUGUGGCUGUCUCAUAUUUCUCAUUUACAAAGCAGCAUGAUGUCCUGACUGCCGACACUGCAUCAGUCAAUGUGGUGGUCAUUUACUAUGAUACUGAUAGUACACAUGAUGUAAACUACAACAUAGUGCAAGACUUAGUGACGUGGAAAGUCUGGGUGACAAACUCACGGUGGCAUGCUGACCUUUCUGGGAGAGAUUUCAUACUUGACCCCUUCCAUGGGACUCUUGUUUUCUCACACCACCACGAAGAGAUCUCAGGCUUCAAAGACUUUGUCCAGGAAGCUACCCCUUACAAAUAUCCAGAAGACACUUAUCUUUUUGUGUAUUGGUCCAAGAAUUUCGGUUGCUCCUUCUCUGAGUCUGACUGUGCCUUGAAGAACUGCACACCUAAUGUCUCUGUGGCUUGGUUGCCUCCGAAUCGUUUUGACACAGCCAUGAGUGAUGGGAGCUACAAUAUAUACAAUGCUGUGUACGCUGUGGCCCAUGCCCUGCAUGCAAUGCUUUUGGAAGAAGUACAAAGGCCACCAGUGAGAAAUGGACAAGUGAUGCUGUUUCACCCCUGGCAGCUGCAUCGCUUUCUGAAGAACAUCCAAUUUCACAAUCCUGCUGGAGACCAAGUGAACGUGGAUGACAGAAGGAAACUGGAUUCAAAGUAUGACAUUCUCAAUUUUUGGAAUUUUCCAGAAGGCCUUAGACUGAAGGUUAAAGUAGGAACAUUUUCUUCACAUGCUCCGCAUGGCCACAAAAUGACUUUAUCUGAGGAUAUGAUAGAGUGGGCCACAGGAACUGCAGAGACUCCCCGCUCGGUAUGCAGUGAGAGUUGCAAUCCUGGAUUUAGAAAAAGCCCUCAGGAGGGAAAGGCUGCCUGCUGUUUUGACUGCACCCCUUGUGCAGACAAUGAGAUCGCCAAUGGCACAGAUAUGGAGCAGUGUGUGAAGUGUCCAGAUCACCAAUAUGCCAACAGUCAGAGAAACCAUUGCCUGCAAAAAGCUGUGACUUUUCUGGCUUAUGAAGACCCCUUGGGGAAGGCUCUGGCUGGCACCGCCCUGAGUCUCACUGUCCUCACGGCUGCUGUCCUUGGGCUCUAUGUGAAGCACCGAGACACUCCCAUCGUCAAGGCCAACAAC